AUGAAUGCAGCAGCGGAAGGUUUAUCACAGGUAUCCAAGGGCCAAUCGCCCAACUGGAAAUCCCUGAUCUUAUCCGAGAGCAACAUCGACAGAAUUACAAAGAAAUUCUCCCAAAUGAGAGGUGCUGCUCUCAAAAUAGGCCAAAUGAUGUCUUUCCAGGACGAAAAAAUACUGCCAAGGGAAUUGUAUGAGAUCUUAUCCCGGGUUCAAAACAGCGCCAAUUAUAUGCCCAGAAGACAGCUAGAAAAAGUCAUGACAAAAGAAUUGGGUGAUAAUUGGGAGGCAAAAUUUAAAUCUUUUGAUAAGAUUCCAAUAGCAGCUGCUAGUAUUGGCCAGGUUCAUAAUGGUGAACUGCUAGACGGUACUAAAAUUGUUGUUAAAGUACAAUACCCAGGUGUUAAGGACUCUAUUGAUUCUGAUUUAAACAAUCUGCUUCUUCUGCUAACUGCUUCACGUCUUUUACCUAAAGGUCUUUUCCUAGAUAAGACAGUUGCAAACGCCAGAACUGAAUUAAAAUGGGAAUGUGACUAUAUAAGAGAAGCAAAAGCUUUGCAAAGGUUCGAACUUUUGCUAAAGGACGACCCGGUAUUUGUUGUGCCCCAUGUAUAUGAAGAAUUUACAACUGAAAAUGUUCUCACAAUGUCCAGAAUGGAAGGUACUGAAAUAAUGAACUUGAAGAAUGAAAGUAACUCACAAGAAAUUAGAAACUUUAUUUCUGAAAAUAUUAUGAGACUAUGUUUGGAAGAAAUUGCAGUCUUUGAAUUCAUGCAAACUGAUCCAAAUUGGGCGAACUUCUUGUAUAACGCAAAAACAAACAAGAUCGAGCUACUUGAUUUCGGCGCUUCUAGACCAUUCCCCUCAGAUUUCAUUAAGAAAUAUAGAAAAUUAUUAACAUAUGCUACUCAAGAAAAUCGAGCAGGUGCGUAUGAAAUGUCCAAAGAACUUGGCUACCUAACUGGUCUAGAAUCCCAAAGUAUGAAAGAUGCUCAUGUAGAUAGUGUUAUGACUCUUGGUGAACCUUUCAGAGGGUCUGUUGAAGAUGUAUUUGAUUUUGCUAACCAGACUGUCUCCGACAGAAUCAGAGGAAAUAUCGGUCUAAUGGUUAACGAAAGACUAUGCCCCCCACCAGAAGAAACAUAUUCAUUGCACAGGAAGUUCAGUGGUAUAUUUCUUUUAUGUGCAAGAAUGGAGGCAUCGGUACAUUGUGCAAAGCUUUUCUCUAAAUAUUUUGCAUUGAAGGAAUGA
Nakaseomyces glabratus is the source of this 1245-nucleotide messenger RNA. The record is from RefSeq and is a predicted model, not a curated record. NCBI's taxonomy places the organism in Eukaryota, Fungi, Ascomycota, Saccharomycetes, Saccharomycetales, Saccharomycetaceae.